Nerophis lumbriciformis (worm pipefish) is the source of this 1998-nucleotide messenger RNA. NCBI's taxonomy places the organism in Eukaryota, Metazoa, Chordata, Actinopteri, Syngnathiformes, Syngnathidae. The record is from RefSeq and is a predicted model, not a curated record.
AUGUCCGAAUUCGGCUCCUUGCCGACGAACGGCGCCGGAACGAAAAAAGAUGCUUUUGCGGAUGCCAUGGAAAGAGCCAGACAGAUUGCGGCUAAAAUCAGUGGAGAGAGCAGUCAUUUGGCGAGCAACAAUGGAGGAGAUGAAGGUUAUCCGUUCGCCGCACAGAAACGAUCCCUCGAAGAAGGAGAUGAACCAGAUGCCAAGAAGGUAGCAUCACAGAUUGAAAGAGAUUCAUCAUUGUCCAUUGGAGCUCAACUGGCGGCCAUAGCUCAACAGAGCGUCAGGCCCGCCGCAAUGACUAUAACAGAGGAGUGCAGAGUGCCUGAUGGCAUGGUUGGUCUGAUAAUUGGCAGAGGAGGUGAACACAUAAACAAAAUACAACGGGACUCCGGCUGUAAGGUCCAGAUUGCACAUGACAGUGCCGGUCUUUCGGAAAGAAGUGUUUCUUUGACAGGUCCACCUGAUGCCAUAAAGAGAGCCAAAGCACUCAUAGAUGAAAUCAUAUCAAGAGGACAUGAUUCACCCAAUGGGCAGUCAGGCUCCAUGCAGGAGAUGGUCAUCCCUGCGGGCAAGGCUGGCCUUAUAAUAGGAAAAGGAGGGGAGACCAUUAAGCAGCUACAGGAACGCGCAGGAGUUAAAAUGAUCCUUAUUCAAGAUGCAUCUCAGCCUCCAAACGUAGAUAAACCACUGCGCAUCAUUGGAGACCCAUUCAAAGUGCAGCAAGCUAUGGAGAUGGUCAAUGAGCUUCUACGAGAUCGGGAUAAUACUGGUUUUGGUGAAAGGAAUGAAUAUGGCUCAAGAAUGGGGGGUAGUGGCGUUGAUGUAGCUGUUCCUCGACAUGCAGUGGGAGUCGUAAUUGGAAGAAGUGGGGAGAUGAUUAAGAAGAUCCAGAGUGAUGCUGGAGUAAAGAUACAGUUUAAACCAGAUGACGGCACGACUCCAGAAAAAAUCGCUCACAUUACGGGUCCUCCAGACCAGUGUCAACAUGCUGCCUCCAUCAUCACAGACCUGCUACAGAGUAUCCGUACCAGAGAUGACGGGGGUCAAGGGGGCCACCCUGGUUCAGGGAUGCCACCUGGAGGACGGGGGCGGGGUAGAGGUCAGGGGAACUGGGGUCCUCCUGGAGGAGAGAUGACUUUCUCUGUCCCAGCUCAUAAAUGUGGACUUGUGAUCGGCAGAGGAGGGGAAAACGUCAAAGCCAUUAAUCAACAGACUGGCGCAUUUGUAGAGAUGUCACGUCAGCCGCUACCAGAUGGGGACCCAAAUUUCAAAAUGUUCAUAAUCAGAGGUUCUCCGCAACAGAUAGACUAUGCAAAGCAACUUAUAGAAGAAAAGAUUGAGGCCCCGUUAUGUCCAGUGGGUGGUGGUCCAGGCCCGGGUGGUCCCAUGAACCCCUAUAAUCCCAACCCUUACAAUUCUGGACCUCCUGGUGGUGCACCACAUGGUGGUGCGCCAGGUGGCCCCCAAUACUGUGCUCAAGGUUGGGGAAACAACUACCAGCAAUGGCAGAACCCAGGGCAACAAGACCCCAAUAAGGCAGGAGCAGACCCUAAUGCUGCAUGGGCAGCCUACUAUGCACAGUACUACAGUCAGCAGCCAGGGGGCAGUGCGCCAGCACAGACCCCAGCAGAUCCUGGAGCAGUGGGGGACCAGAACCAGGGAGCACAGACUCCUGGAGGUCAGCCAGACUACACAAAAGCAUGGGAGGAGUAUUACAAGAAGAUGGGGAUGGUCCAGCCCGGAGGAGGACCAGCAGCUACUCCGGGAGCUACGGCAGCACCAGCUGGAGGAGCAGCAGCUCCUGGAGGCCAGCCGGAUUACAGUGCAGCCUGGGCAGAGUAUUAUAGACAGCAAGCUGCCUACUAUGGACAGGGAGGCGCGGCCCCUGGGCAGGCAGCUCCACCACAGCAAGGACAGCAGGUUUGCUGUAAAAUGGCUUUUUGCUUUGUUGGCUGGUUCUGUGUGGAUGUCUUCCCUCUGGUUAUGUCUCCAACUUAA